Molecule: messenger RNA, 3804 nt
Organism: Helianthus annuus (common sunflower)
Lineage: Eukaryota; Viridiplantae; Streptophyta; Magnoliopsida; Asterales; Asteraceae
Exons: 5
Coding region: 551-3571 (1006 amino acids)
Biological process (GO): regulation of DNA-templated transcription
Source: RefSeq, a predicted model, not a curated record
ACAUAUUCAGACACCUUGUUCCCUAAAUCCACACCCUUCUAUACGCUUCGUAUAGGGCUAUACGAAGCGUAUAGGGUUGCUUUUCCCGACCAACUUCUGCACCUCGUACAACGUCACAUCAGUCAACUUAUACGGGGAGUCUAGGCCUGUACGAGGGGCCAAUACGAAGGCCCUUAGACGCCUCGUAUAGACCUAUACGAGGCGUCUUGGACUGACCGAUUUGACUAUGAAGGGACUAUGUCUGACAUGACUUAAAGGCAUACGGGGAGUAAAGACCUAUACGAGGCGUCUUUAGCUCCCAUAAAAUGCAACCUACAGUGCGUUCUUGGUCCACAUCCGAGGUUUCAACAAAAAACCACUCACAUUCUGUUUGUUUUUUUAUUUGUGUUUGCGUUAUUAUCAUCCCGGAGUGUUGAAAUGUCAUCAUAUUGGAACGGCAACUAUAUCUUCGGGCAAUAUUCUAGCGAAAACUGGGGGCACGAAAGCGUUCCGGUAACAGUUAUUAGCGUAAAUGUUAUAAUUACUUGUUGUUUUCGUUUAUUAUUUACUAAUGAUGAUACGGUUGUCUAUUUUGGAGGAGUCUGGCAUUCCCGAUUCUAAUGAGCAAGAGGAGGUUGUGUCUAGUAUACAAGGAAAACAAAACAGCCCGUUUCUAGAUUUGAACAAGCAUCCUCCUGUUGAUGAAACAGCCCCUGUAGAUGACUCAUACCCUGCUAGUGGAUACGGAGGAGACGGUGGAUACGGAGGAGACGGUGGAUACGGAGGACACGGUGGAUACGGAGGAGACGGUGGAUACGGAGGAGACCGUGGAUACGGAGGAGACCGUGGAUACGGAGGAGACGGUGGAUACGGAGGAGACGGUGGAUACGGAGGAGACCGUGGAUACGGAGGAGACGGUGGAUACGGAGGAGACGGUGGAUACGGAGGGGACGGUGGAUAUGGUGGAUACGGUGGAUACGGGGGAUACGGUGGAUACGGAGGAGACGGUGAUCAUCAGCAAUUCAUUUCCCCGGGCACUCCUUAUGUUCAUCAAAACAAUUCGGACGUUGGAGGAUAUGGUGGUUAUGGUGGAUAUGGUAGAUAUGGUAGUGAAGCACCUCCCAUUCUGGACAGUCUGUACUUAAAAAAGACGGUUUUCAACUCCUUAGAUGAACUAAAGAAACGGAUACAAGAAAUAGCAAAUGCGGAUGGUUUCGUUAUUGUCACCCGUCGAUCAAAGAAAAUCGGGGGAAGAACCGGGAGGGUAUGGCUUGAAUGUGAUCGUGGUGGUGAGCACCAGAGUACAGCAACACUUAGAAAAGCUGGAAGCAAAAAAACCGGUUGCCCGUUUUACCUGCUGGCUGUCCGAAACCACCCGUAUGAAACCUGGGAGAUAAAAGACGGAACAAUUGAACAUAACCACGAACUUUGUGAGGACCUGUCGGCCCACGCGUUUGUGCGAAGGUUUACUCCAAGCGAAAUGAAACUGAUCGAGCAGCUGACAGCUCAAAACAUGGAGCCGCGCAAAAUAUUUCAAACGAUAAGGAAGCAGGACCCCGACAGGUUUCAUGUUCAGAAAGACGUUCAAAACGUUGUAGCGAAGAUUAGAGCCGAACAAAGACAAGGAUUGACUCCCAUGCAGUCACUAGAAAAUGUGCUGAUGAAGAACGACUUUAUUUACGAGAUCCGGGAAGAACCCGGAACAGAGAUCGUAACAGAGAUCUUCUUUCUUCAUCGGGACUCGAGAGUCUUGUGGCGUGCAUUCCCCCACGUCAUGAUGAUCGAUGCAACGUACAAGACAAACAUAUACAAUAUGCCCUUUAUCCAGAUUGUUGGUAUGACGCCUACCAACAAAUCGUUUAUUAUCGCGCAUGCCGUUGUUAGUAAAGAACGGGGUGAUAACUUUGUGUGGGUGCUUGAGAGGGUUAAGGCAAUGUUGGAUGAAUGUAUGGAGCCACGUGUGAUUUUAACGGAUAGAGACCUAGCCCUUAUGGGCGCGUGUGCUAAAGUAUUUCCAGACGCCUCCAGGCUUCUUUGCAGGUGGCACAUACAACAGAAUGUUAUGAAGCACUGCAAGGGUGCCUUCACAGACGACGACUGGAAGACAUUUUUGUCAUUCUGGGGUUCAUUGAUUGAGUCUCCAUCCAUACCCAUCUACGACUACCACUUGCGCAACAUGCGAAAGCGACUUGUGGAGUGCAAACGUUCUAUAUUUAUUAUGGAGGACGAUCUGAUGCCGGGCGAUGACAUGCACAUAGAGCCGGUUCAGCAGGGUCCACGACGGAGACAGCGACCGCCUGUGGAUACGUUGCAGGGGCAUCCCUAUCUAGAGUUUCCCGACGGCACUGACGCCGCCCGUCAUUGCCAGAAGCUUAGGAGGAUGCACGUUGGAUCGCAUGCAUCGAUCGACUGGGAUGCGAUGGAGGAGAUUGCUGAGACGCCGAGAGUGCGUCGGUUUAUACCUAUCGAUUCCCCGUGGCAUCGUCUUUUUGAUUUGGCGCACACGCCGACCUACAGGGAGCUGCUGGUCGAGUUCAUUUCGUCAUUCACAUUUCACCCUCCUGGGGAGCCAGUGCCGAUUCCGUACCCAGGUGCUCCCCCUCCGCCUGAGGUUUCUUUCAGGCUUGCUGGCGUUCAGCGUUCGAUGACGCUAGCAGAGUUUGCGGUGCGCUCUGGUUUAUACAUGCAGGAGGAGAUCGAGACUGAGAUCUACACAGCGGGGCUAGUGGUGGUUGAAAAACCCACUCUUGUUGGGUUUUGGCAGGUGAUUGCGGGGGCGGAUCAUUGGGAGCAUGACAAGUCGAAGGGGAGGGUGUCGUUUGUUAGCGACCCACUAUACAGGUAUCUGCACCAUUUGCUCGCCACUUCUAUAUCAGCGCGCGGCUACAGCCGUGAGUGGUGUACGACCACAGAUCUUUUUUUCCUAUAUUGUUUGUUGUAUAGGAGGCCGUGCGCGCUAGCACACGGUCUAGCCCAGUACUUCGCCUCCGGCCAUCACCGGCAGGAGCGCGGAUUUUUGUAUGGCGGGGCGUACGUGACCGUCAUUGCCCGUUCAUUUGGCCUCGUACCACAUCAGGACCCACAUCUACGGACGCCGGCCAUCAUGCCGACGCGGAUGGGUAUGCCGUCGCUAUGGGGGAUGAGGGUUAUCAAGAGGUUCCCGGUUGGCCCGCGGUUUAAAAACCGCGAGGGGGGCGUAUGGAGAGAGGAGGACCUACCAGAGCAUUUCGAGGACGUUCAUCCUCCUGCAGAUCCUGCUGAUGUAGUGCCCGUGGAGGACCCUCCGGAGGAUCUAGACGGUGCAGCGGGGCCACAGCCACCGCCACCUGCCGGGGCACCUCAGUUUCCACGUCACGCUAUUCGAGGUGGUGCCCCAGGAGCUGCACUACAUCCGGAUGUACGAGCCAGGCUUGACAGGCUCGACGAUUUGGUAGGUUGGUUGGUACGGGCGGAGCAGGAUAGACGAGAGAGAGAGGGAUUACCCCCGAUACCGCUUCCACCGGUUCGAGCACCACAUCAGCAGCAGCAGCCGCAGCAGCAGCACCAGCCGCAGCAGCAGCAUCAGGAUUCAGAUUCGGAUUUUGAUGCAUAGACCUGUUGUUGUUUUUAUUGUUAUUGUGGAUGUACAAACUUAUCUUCUAUAUUUUUGUUAUGGAUGUAAACAGUUAUCUUAUAUAUGUCAUAUUUAUGUUUGUUUUCAGUUAUUCGGUUACUCAAUGAUUGUUCUCUUAAAUUUAGAUAAUACGGAAACAAUAUAACCCCUGAAUAUAAUACGGAAACAAUAUUUGAAAGAAAUAAAAUUUUAAUCGAAAGAAUAAUAUUUAA